CCACUUUAUCCAAAAUUUCUGUAUCAAAUCCCCGCCAUGGGUUCUAUCUUCACUUGCUCAUGGCCAUUCUUCCUCUCUCCCUCUCUCUUCACCCACCACCAAAACCUCACCCAAAACCCCAAACCCACUUCUUCCUCCACUCUCAUACCGACCACAUCCACCACUGUCUUUACCAGUCCCAGAACUCCCAACAAAACUACCUGUAAAAGGGACUUCAUUCUCAAAACCACUUCAUUUUGUAUAACUCUUUCCUUAGCCCUUCAAAACCCAUUAGGUGUAUCCUUGGCCGAACCUUCUUCGCCUUCAAAACUUGGUCUUUCUGGCAUUGCCAACACAAAAUCGUGGUUCCAGUUUUAUGGCGACGGGUUUGCCAUCCGGGUCCCUCCUCAAUUUGAAGAUAUCAUGGAGCCCGAGGAUUUCUCUGCUGGCUUGUCUCUAUAUGGAGACAAGGCAAAGCCCAAGACCUUCGCGGCACGAUUUGCAUCUCCUGAUGGGUCUGAAGUAUUAAGUGUUGUCGUCCGCCCAACCAAUCAGCUCAAGAUCACCUUCUUAGAGGCCAAAGAUAUUACUGAUUUAGGUUCCUUGAAAGAAGCAGCAAGAAUUUUUGUUCCAGGUGGAGCUACUUUAUACUCUGCUCGGACACUAAAGAUAAAGGAGGAGGAAGGUCUCAGGACCUAUUACUUCUAUGAAUUUGGUAGAGAUGAACAGCAUGUAGCACUAGUAGCUGCAGUCAGUAGCGGAAAGGCAAUCAUUGCUGGAGCAACUGCACCAAUGUCCAGGUGGGAUGAUGAUGGUGUCAAGCUUCGUUCUGCUGCUAUUUCGCUGACAGUUCUAUAGUCUUCCGCCAAUAGCUCAUUUGGCAGAUUUUCGGAUCUUAGAUACCUAUUUACUUAGUUUAGACAAGAGAAAGCUACAAUGAACUUUCUCUCAGUGCAGUUGCUCGAGCAUUGUCAUGCAUCGAUGAAUAUCAGAAGCAGAAACAAACUGGACACUGAGAUUCUUUUUCAUAUUGCUCUACUUCUAGGGGACAACCCUUGUGCCCUUGGAAAAGGUGGGGCCAUGCUAUUACAAUGUCAAACUUGGAAUAACUAUUAACGAGAAUUCUUUUGCAAAUUUAACCUGCGGAUGAUCCAGUCAUGCAACUUCUGGUUCGUCGCCGACUGCUUUCUUUUCUUCUAAUGGCUUUUGAAGCAGCGACUUGAAGCUUAUAGAGUUUGAAUGUAAUAUUGAUUUGAGGGACUAUUAUCUUUCAUUUUUUUAUUUUAAGAUGGCAUUUAUUGCUCAAACAAUUUUGAAAUUGAAGUAAUAAAUUUUGUUCUGCUU
Molecule: messenger RNA, 1323 nt
Organism: Carica papaya (papaya)
Lineage: Eukaryota; Viridiplantae; Streptophyta; Magnoliopsida; Brassicales; Caricaceae
Product: tagatose-6-phosphate ketose/aldose isomerase, putative (Mog1/PsbP/DUF1795-like photosystem II reaction center PsbP family protein)
Cellular component (GO): chloroplast
Source: RefSeq, a predicted model, not a curated record